CCAACCGCCAUGAAAAAAACAAAAGAAGAAGAAGAAAAAGAAGCACAUCGAAGGAAAAAGACGCUAAUAAGUCAGUCUUAUUAUUUCUUCUCCAGUUUGAAAUAUUUACGUCGUAUAAAAUACAUCUUUGAUUCUUCAGUCAAGUAUAAAGUCGUCUCGAUGCGCUAUAAUCACUGUGCCGCUUCUCCUGCUAUCUUUGCUUGUUAGUUAGCUUAGCUCGCUAGUUAGCUUAGCUUGUUAGCCGCUAACAAAGAGACGCGGACGUUAUCAACACAUCACUUAAGUUGAGAUCAAAUGUGAGAGCAAAGUGUUGUGAUUGUGUGGAAAUGUGCGAAAGAACCAUAGCAAAGUAUGAGGAGGAACUUUGUCCUACAAAAGAGGAGAAGGAGCGACAACAUCAACUACUGGACGCUGUUUUCAAGAAACAUCAAGUUGUGUUACACAGAACAGACGUCCAGCAGCACCCCCACAUUAAAGAGGAAGAGGAGGAUCCACAGCCUCCCCACAUUAAAGAGGAAGAGGAGGAAGUGUGGGUCAGUCAGGAGGGAGAGUGUCUUCUAGGGCAGGAGGAGGCUGAUGUCAGCAAGUUUCCACUGACUGUUGUCUCUGUGAAGACUGAAGAGCAUGAAGACGAAGCAGCUGAGUCCUCACAGCUUCAUCACAGUCCAAACCUCAAUGAAGAACAUCUUCCUCAUGAGCAGGGGAAGGAGCCACAGUCCCCCCACAUACACGAGGAAGAUGAGGUACCACUGUCCCAACACAUCAAAGAGGGAGGAGAGGAGCCACAGCACCCCCACAUUAAAGAAGAAGAGGAGGAACACAGCAUCAGUCAGGAGGGAGAGCAUCUUGAAGGACUGCUGGAGUUCCCAGUGACUGGUGUCCCUGUGAAGAGUGAAGAUGAUGAGGUGAAAGGUCGUACUUCCAUCCAUCCAUUUCCUACCGCUUAUUCCCUUUUCGGGGUGUCGGGGGGCACUGGCGCCUAUCUCAGCUACAAUCGGGCGGAAGGCGGGGUACACCCUGGACAAGUCGCCACCUCACCGCAGGGCCAAAGGUCGUACUUGAUUUCUUCAAAAAAAGUACUUUUAUCAGUCAACUAAAUGGCUUUUUCAAACCAUUGCUGUUCAAAGAUGGAUUUGUUUCUCAUUUGAAUAUAAGAACAAUUCCCUAGUGGAGUAUUGUGUGUGAUGAAGUUGUGUUUGUAAAUGAGUUUCCAGUACAACAACAUGGGUACUGUUCACUUCUAAUUCCAUGUUUUAUGUGUUAUAUAUUUCAAUAUAUUGUGUGUUUGUAUUUUGCCAACAUGGUAGAAUCACAUGAUAGGCAGGUUGUAUCAAGUUUUUCUGUCAGAAGAGCCAGGUUUUGUUUGGACCAGCAAUAUGUAGCUGGAUUGACAAGUAUGGCAAGUUCCUGUAAGCGUUGUAAGAAAAGCAAAAGGUUGCAUUAAAGCACAUGUUAUUCCCGCUCACUCUCCCAUCCAAAUACUAACCAGGCCUGACCGGGCUUACAUUCUCAGAGCUGACCAAGUCCGGCAUGCUCAGUUUAGUAUGGCCGGAAACUCGGCAAAGAAGCUCCAAAUCACAUUUUUAAAUGUGACAAGCUGCUUGACAGGACCUUUCAGCAACGAGCAAGGUGCGUGUGAUACAAUAAUCACUGCUCUCUUUCUCAGCCUCUCCAACUCUUUGGACGUUUACGCCACUGCUAGCACUCUUGAUGAUACUGCAAACCUUGCUAGCGGGGGUCGGUGUGACGUGAGGGUGCAUCCAACACACUUACAGCAACUUUAUGUUGCUGAUUAGACCGACAAGCCAAUCCCACAUUUUCAACACUCCUUGUUGUCGGUUAAAAACGUAGCUUUGGGCGGCACUUUGGACACACCUGCCGUAGACUACGAGGAGCUAGCAGCUACACAACAGCACUUUUAAGCAUAUCAAAUAAUUAUAGUUGCUUAAUAUGUACACAAAGUCUCCAAAAUCUGAUAGAAAGUAUCCAGUAACAACGUUCUGCGCCAUGAGCUUGACUUCAUGAAUGAUUGUGGCCAGCAGGUGUUGUGAAAGAUCAAAUGACCAUUGCAAAAAAAUGACAUUGAUUAUGUUGCGGGUCGUUUUGACCCGUACUGUGUAAAUGCGCUCAAAACAGUCAAGAAAACAGGUUAAACCAAUAACAAUUUUAUUUUAGGUUAUAUAAACCUCCAUCCAUUUUCUACCGCUUAUUCCCUUUCGGGGUUGCGGGGGGCGCUGGCGCCUAUCUCAGCUACAAUCGGGCGGAAGGCGGGGUACACCCUGGACAAGUCGCCACCUCAUCGCAGGGCCAACACAGAUAGACAGACAACAUUCACACACUAGGGCCAAUUUAGUGUUGCCAAUCAACCUAUCCCCAGGUGCAUGUCUUUGGAAGUGGGAGGAAGCCGGAGUACCCGGAGGGAACCCACGCAUUCACGGGGAGAACAUGCAAACUCCACACAGAAAGAUCCCAAGCCUGGAUUUGAACCCAGGACUGCAGGACCUUCGUAUUGUGAGGCAGACGCACUAACCCCUCUGCCACCGUGAAGCCCUAUCAUAUAAUUAUAGUUGCUUAAUAUGUACACAAAGUCUCCAAAAUCUGAUAGAAAGUAUCCAGUAACAACGUUCGGCGCCAUGAGCUUGACUUCAUGAAUGAUUGUGGCCAGCAGGUGUUGUGAAAGAUCAAAUGACCAUUGCAAAAAAAAAUGGCAUUGAUUAUGUUGCGGGUCGUUUUGACCCGUACUGUGUAAAUGCACUCAAAACAGUCAAGAAAACAGGUUAAACCAAUAACAAUUUUAUUUUAGGUUAUAUAAACCUCCAUCCAUUUUCUACCGCUUAUUCCCUUUCGGGGUCGCGGGGGGCGCUGGCGCCUAUCUCAGCUACAAUCGGGCGGAAGGCGGGGUACACCCUGGACAAGUCGCCACCUCAUCGCAGGGCCAACACAGAUAGACAGACAACAUUCACACACUAGGGCCAAUUUAGUGUUGCCAAUCAACCUAUCCCCAGGUGCAUGUCUUUGGAAGUGGGAGGAAGCCGGAGUACCCGGAGGGAACCCACGCAUUCACGGGGAGAACAUGCAAACUCCACACAGAAAGAUCCAAAGCCUGGAUUUGAACCCAGGACUGCAGGACCUUCGUAUUGUGAGGCAGACGCACUAACCCCUCUGCCACCGUGAAGCCCUAUCAAAUAAUUAUAGUUGCUUAAUAUGUACACAAAGUCUCCAAAAUCUGAUAGAAAGUAUCCAGUAACAACGUUCGGCGCCAUGAGCUUGACUUCAUGAAUGAUUGUGGCCAGCAGGUGUUGUGAAAGAUCAAAUGACCAUUGCAAAAAAAUGACAUUGAUUAUGUUGAGGGUCGUUUUGACCCGUACUGUGUAAAUGCACUCUAAACAGUCAAGAAAACAGGUUAAACCAAUAACAAUUUUAUUUUAGGUUGUAUAAACCUCCAUCCAUUUUCUACCGCUUAUUCCCUUUCGGGGUCGCGGGGGGCGCUGGCGCCUAUCUCAGCUACAAUCGGGCGGAAGGCGGGGUACACCCUGGACAAGUCGCCACCUCAUCGCAGGGCCAACACAGAUAAACAGACAACAUUCACACUCACAUUCACACACUAGGAACCAUUUAGUGUUGCCAAUCAACCUAUCCCCAGGUGCAUGUCUUUGGAAGUGGGAGGAAGCCGGAGUACCCGGAGGGAACCCACGCAUUCACGGGGAGAACAUGCAAACUCCACACAGAAAGAUCCCAAGCCUGGAUUUGAACCCAGGACUGCAGGACCUUCGUAUUGUGAGGCAGACGCUCUAACCCCUCUUCCACCGUGAAGCCCUAUCAAAUAAUUAUAGUUGCUUAAUAUGUACACAAAGUCUCCAAAAUCUGAUAGAAAAUAUCCAGUAACAACGUUCUGCGCCAUGAGCUUGACUUCAUGAAUGAUUGUGGCCAGCAGGUGUUGUGAAAGAUCAAAUGACCAUUGCAAAAAAAAAUGACAUUGAUUAUGUUGCGGGUCGUUUUGACCCGUACUGUGUAAAUGCACUCAAAACAGUCAAGAAAACA
Molecule: messenger RNA, 4041 nt
Organism: Nerophis ophidion (straightnose pipefish)
Lineage: Eukaryota; Metazoa; Chordata; Actinopteri; Syngnathiformes; Syngnathidae
Product: zinc finger protein 771-like
Exons: 4
Coding region: 327-1097 (256 amino acids)
Source: RefSeq, a predicted model, not a curated record